GAAGCGUUAGGCGUCGAGACAACAAAUCUCGCCUCGUCUCGUUCGCCUGUCCUUCGGCACUGCUGAUCUCCCCAUACUCACUGACCACUCCCGCACAAGUCUGAUCUUGGAAUCAUGAGCACAAAUCAAGAUCUAGAGAUCCAGAAGCUUAAGCUCCUGAUAGAGGAAAGGGAUAUCGCGCACCGGGAGGCGAUGAGAAGUAAGGAGGAGGAUCUUCGCAAAGCGCAAGCAGAAAUAUCUCAUCUACAAAGCUCUGUUUAUCAAUCGCAAGUAGUUCAGCCCGCGGGUCCGAGCAACCUCGAUGCCUCUUCUACUGUUCAUAAUGAGUUCCAACUGUCAGGUACUCCUGCCACUCCUGCUACUCCUGCCAUUCCUGCCACGCCUGCCACGUCCUUCUAUCAAGAUGGCAUGUCGAGAAGUAAUACAGUUCCUCGAAGCAACGGUAUACAUGGGUAUAGUCGUCAUGAAGGUGCUGCACGGCCAUCUAACCGACAUAGCCAUCAUGGUGGACACGCCAUCAAGCGUGCCAGAACCAUGUCCCAGCAAGCUCCGGUUUCUCAGAAGAUGGACCGUAUCGGUUCAAACCUAUCCACCCAAUCCGCCGGCCCCUUCACCGGCAAUGCCCCGAUAUCUCCACCGUCGCGGAUACAUAACACCGGCAUGCAGAUGAGGAAUGCGGGUAUCGCGGGCAUCGCGGGCAUCGCGGACUACGCAGAUAAGGACGAGCCUAUAUCGUCUUACGCCCUUGCGCAUUCGCAGUCUCUGCGUUCCCAGUCGUCAAAGCAUCGACAUGAUAUGCCUACCCUGUCGGAGACGGGUCCCAUGACAGGCGUGAUGCUCGAUCCCGAAGUAUUCUUCUCCCAACAUCCAUUUUCCGAAGAACCUCCCCAAGCGGCGGACUCCUUCGGAUCGUCGGUCCCCUCGCAGAACCACGAUGUUGACGUACCCCAAUUCAACAUUACUAACGUGUCCGUCUGCGGUUCGAUGACAACGGCGCCUACGUAUGAUACGGCACCGAUGACCCGGCAGAACAGCUUGUUCGACAACCAAUCCGUCUCCGGUGGCGUUCGUAUGAUGAGCCUCGGAUCGCAGAUGUCGCAAGGUGGUGAGGCGUAUUAUCAAGAAGCGACUCAGCAAAACGGCGGCAGCGGAGAUAACUCGCCUCUAGGAAAGCGACCUUACUGUAGCGAAGACGCCCUCAUCGCCGUCGGGUCUAGCUUAGCACCACCUUUCGCUCAUCAAUAUGCCGCUUCGGCUCCUACCGACGCGCUCCUCGCAUCUUCCGACAUGGAACGAUCGGUAUCCAGCGCGAGCAUGGCCAGCACCAGAUCGAGUUCGUCUUUGAAAGUCCGGGCCAAGGAUACCCUGAAGUUACAAUGUCAGCGUGCCCUGAUCGCGCCCUUGAAGCCCAAGCCGAGCACCGAACAGAUGCCGGGCGAGUCGCAAGCCAGCGCUAAGAAGGACGGCAAGACUGCCAUCGCGAAAACCAAAUACGUACGACCGAAACAGCCAAAGGUCUUCUGCGACCAGUGUGACGAGCACAAGGACGGCUUCCGCGGAGAACACGAACUUCGCCGCCAUAGGGAUGCCAAACAUCAAACGACCGUCAAGAAAUGGAUCUGUGUCGAUCCGGCUGCCCACGGCCUCCCCAUCGGCAUUCCCGCGGUCAACCCUCUCAGUAAGUGCAAGGCCUGUAAAGCGCAGAAGAAAUACGGCGCGUACUACAAUGCGGCCGCACACCUCCGUCGCACUCACUUCAAGGAAAAGCCGUCGCGACAGAAGAACAAGGGUAACGGAAACAACCGUAGCGACGAAGACAAGCGUGGCGGCAAAGGAGGCGGUGACUGGCCCCCGAUGAGCGAGCUCAAGAACUGGAUGAAGGAGAUCUGGGUAAACAAGUACGACCUAGACGAUGACGACGAUGGCGAAGACGAUCUUAGUCACCCCAUCGUGGAUCCAGAAUCCGGAGUGAUGGAAUCGUACCCUGGCGAGUUCAACAUACCGCACAAGAUGGCUGGUAAUAUGUUUGGCGAGGUGGAUUAUAGCAAUCUUGUCGUCAGCACCGACGUCACUUACAUGAACGGAAUGCCACUCUCGUCUGCUGAUUUUAACUUUAACAAUGCCAUGUCUCCAACCUCGAUUUCUCCCAGUUUCGCGCCAGAUCUUUCAGCGAUUGCUCCCCCAGACCAUAUGAACCAGUUCAGCUCGGCCUUAUCGUCAUCCGCAACUGUCACCCCGAUGACAAUAUACCACGAAGUGCCACAGCACAUGGACGAGUUUGACUUCGGCAUGGUCUAUUCUCAAUAAUCCUACCUGCUUGUUCCUUUCUUUUUUUUAUAUAUAUUUAUCGGCAUAGAAAGAGAAGUUAGAGAAUUGGUAUCCGGAUAGAGUUACGAGAAGAAGCAAAACCGAA
Messenger RNA from Annulohypoxylon maeteangense, 2413 nucleotides. RefSeq lists its product as uncharacterized. The record is from RefSeq and is a predicted model, not a curated record. The coding region runs from base 115 to 2307 and encodes 730 amino acids. Lineage: Eukaryota; Fungi; Ascomycota; Sordariomycetes; Xylariales; Hypoxylaceae. The transcript is spliced from 2 exons.